AUGGGUCGAGAGCGCCCACCUCUCGCUGCAGCUGUUCGCCAAAUGGCAGCUGCUCGCCAAAUGACAGCUGCCAACCCUUCUGCACCUCCUGCCGAAUCUUUUGUUCCAUCGUCGAAGGCGACGGCGACACAAAUGACUCCUGCUUCCUCUGGCCCGGUUACUCCUGCCACUGCACAUCAUUAUCCACAAUCUAUUCCAAUCACAACUGGGGUUUCCUCUUCUUCCCCCGUCCUAGCCAUUCCCACUACUGGAUCAUCCAAUAUUUCUGGGAGCGGAGGUCAACCCAAACUAGGUGUGGCGGCCGCUCGACAGCAAGCAUUGAUUCCACCAGGCAACUCCACAGCUGGAUUGCCAUCAAUUGUGAAUGAACACCGAGAUGGCUUGUCGACACAGACUGGCACAAACGGCAUGGUGGGUGUGAAAGACGAAUUUAUCGAGAAUUUUUUCUGGUCAUAA
Molecule: messenger RNA, 456 nt
Organism: Protopolystoma xenopodis
Lineage: Eukaryota; Metazoa; Platyhelminthes; Monogenea; Polystomatidea; Polystomatidae
Source: the annotation of a GenBank genome assembly